AUGAAUGAUAAUUACAUACACUCUGAUAGUCGGUUGAUAUAUGUAAAUGAAAAUAUACCGGGACCAGCUGAAGAUACUGAAGAAUAUUUAGAAUUAAUCAACAACUUUAAUUCACAACUUGUUUGUAAAUGUGAAUGUAGAGGACAUUGUGUAGAUGCAGGAUGUUUAUGUAUUAAUAGUUCCAGGGGAAGAAAUUACACUUUUUCCAUUGAUCAUAACCUGCGAACUUACAAACUUAAUUGUAACAACAAUAAUAUAAAUCAAAAACCUGUAUUUGAAUGCAAUGAUGUUUGUUUGUGUAUAAGUCACUGUGGAAACCGGUUAGUCCAAAAAGGACCUUGUGAUGGCUUAAGUGUUAAGAGUUGUGAAUUGGAAGAGAAAGGUUUUGGUCUAUUUACAAAGUAUUUAAUUGCUAAAGGUUCAUUUGUAUGUGAGUAUGCAGGAGAACUUAUAACAAAAUCACAAGCAUUCCAAAGACACAGAUUAAAUGUGGCUAACAAAAAAAUAAAUUAUAUUUUUUGUUUAAAUGAACAUUCUAAUGAUGAAAUAACACAGACUUUUGUUGAUCCUUCUAGUUUUGGUAAUAUUGGUCGUUACAUUAAUCACAGUUGUGAUCCAAAUUGUUACAUAGUACCAGUAAGAAUCAAUUCACCAAUUCCAAAGCUUGCUAUCUUUAGUCUUUGUGAUAUUUUACCCGAUCAAGAAAUAACUAUUGAUUAUGGGUCCAAUAAUUGUAGUUAUUCACAACAGGAAAUUAAUGAUGUUGAUUGUAAAAGAAAAAAAUGUUUAUGUAACACAAACAAAUGCAAGGGAAUGUUACCAUAUGAAUCUUUCUGA
Messenger RNA from Parnassius mnemosyne (clouded apollo), 837 nucleotides. Lineage: Eukaryota; Metazoa; Arthropoda; Insecta; Lepidoptera; Papilionidae. The record is from the annotation of a GenBank genome assembly.